AUGGCUGCAAAGGUGUUUCAGUUGAAGUGUGGGUAUAAGAAUGACCCCUGGGGGAAGAAAGGGAAGGAUUCCCUGGCCGGGGUGCUUUGUUCCCAGACGCCUGGCGCGUUGGAACUUGAUGAGUCGAAGACGUAUUCGGAGAUGUGGAUGGGCACGUAUCCCACCGUGCCAUCUCGCGUGCUCGCCACCGACGAACUGCUGUCCGAGUAUCUGAACAAACACCCCGAGGUUGUCGGGCAAUCCGCGCUGAAGAAAUGGGGGCCUGAAGUUCCCUUCCUCCCCAAGAUCCUCUCCUUCGACCAAGCCCUCCCCCUGCAGGUGCACCCCGACAAAGCGCUCUCCGAAAAGCUUCACCAAACCGACCCCCACAAAUUCGGCGACCCCAACCACAAGCCCGAAAUCGCCAUCGCGCUGUCCAACUUCGAGCUGUUCGCAGGCUUCAAGCCGCUCGCCGACAUCGAACAGCUCAUGAAGCUCGCCCCCCUGCAGCACUUCGUGCCCCCGCACGCCGUCAGCGCCUUCGACGACGAGGUCCUGCGCGAACUCUGCCGCAUCCUGCUCACGCUGCCCCCCUCCAUCGUCUCCACCACCCUCACCGAGCUGCUCACCAUGCCCGAAGCCCAGUUCGGGCCGACCCAACGCUACAUCCCCGGCCUCCUCGACCGGCUGCGCAAGCAGUACCCCGACACCGACAACGGGAGCCUCGUGGCCGCGCUGCUGAUGAACUACGUGACGGUGGGGCCCGGCGAGGCCGUCUGCGUCCCCGCCGACAGCAUCCACGCCUACCUGUCCGGCGAUAUCAUGGAGUGCAUGGCCCGCUCCGACAACGUCAUCAACACCGGGUUCUGUCCCAAGGCCGAGCGCGACAGCGUCGACCUGUUCACCCGCGCCUUGUCCUUCCAGCCGCAUUCCGUCGACGAGACCGUGCUGCCCCGCAGGAAGUCCGAUAAGGGCACCCAGUGGAAGACCGAGGUGUAUGCGCCGCCGUUCAGCGAGUUCAAUGUGCUGGCUACGAGUCUGGGCGCCGGCGAGGAGGAGACUCAUGUCCCGCUGGACGGGCCGAGUUUGGUGGUCGUCACGAAGGGCAGCGGGACGAUGAGAGCCGGGGCAGCGACCGAGACCGAGACGAUGGAGUUGCGGGAGGGUUGGAUCUUUUUUGUCGGGGCGGGCGAGAAGUUGCACUUUGGCACCGACAAGGGCCUCGCCCUUUAUCGGCCGUACGCGGAAUAGACCAGACCAGACCAGAUCCCACCUUUUUUAACUACUAC
This is a messenger RNA of Aspergillus heteromorphus CBS 117.55, 1268 nucleotides long. Its product is annotated as mannose-6-phosphate isomerase. Gene Ontology annotation, cellular component: cytosol. Bases 1 to 1230 code for a protein of 409 amino acids. Lineage: Eukaryota; Fungi; Ascomycota; Eurotiomycetes; Eurotiales; Aspergillaceae. The record is from RefSeq and is a predicted model, not a curated record. Gene Ontology annotation, molecular function: zinc ion binding; mannose-6-phosphate isomerase activity. Gene Ontology annotation, biological process: GDP-mannose biosynthetic process; carbohydrate metabolic process. The transcript has 5 exons.